AUGGAAACUUUACAAAAAUAUCAAAAUGUUGAAUAUCAAAAUAGGCAAAAAUAUCGUCAACGAAUGGAAAGACAAUACAAAAUUGUUAAACCUCAAGCAACACAAGAAGAAAUUGAUUCUGCCAUAGAUAAUGAUGACGCAGCUAAAGAAGCUCUUAAAGAAGUACAAGAACGUCAUGAUGAUAUUAAAAAGAUUGAAAAAACAAUUGAAGAAAGAACAAAACUAAAUUGUAAACAUAAAGUAAAAGCUGAAUACAGUUUCACUCUAUAA
Entrophospora sp. SA101 is the source of this 270-nucleotide messenger RNA. The record is from the annotation of a GenBank genome assembly. Lineage: Eukaryota; Fungi; Glomeromycota; Glomeromycetes; Entrophosporales; Entrophosporaceae.